AUGGUGUCCCUGGUGCUUGUUCAGCGUCGGCUGCAGAAUCUAACAGUGGGAAAAGUAGUCUUAGCGUUGGUGGUAGUUGUGACUUUCUUCAAUGAGUACCUUGUGUAUACACUGCACUCUUUCAGAUGGGCCAGUAUUCCCACAGAUAGAAAUCCUAAAGAAGAGAUGGUAAUCCUUCUAGUGUCUGACCCACAACUAAUCGGCAUUCAGGACGAGAUAGGGUUCCCUCUGGGGCCAAUCAUCAGAUGGGAUGCCGACAGCUACCUCCGUAAGACUUUCUACCGUGCCUAUUACCACACCAUACCUGAUGUUGUUGUCUUCCUGGGAGAUAUCAUGGACGAAGGAAGCAAGGCAACAGACUCUGAGUACCAGUCUUACUUCCAGAGGUUCAACAGCAUUUUCUAUGAGACAUCUUACGCAAAGACUGUAGUGAUUCCUGGAGACAAUGACAUUGGGGGUGAAGGUGGCGACCUCCGUACAUUUUUCAAGGUGAACCGAUUCGAAAAGCACUUUGAAAACUUGACAGGAGCUGUCAGUCAUGGCUUUGUUGACUUUCUGAAGUUGGACAUUCGCAUGAUGAAAGAUCAAGUUCUGGAAAAACAGAAAGUUAUUUCAGAUGUGGCCACUCAGCUGAAAGGAAAAUUCCGGAUAAUUGUCAACCAUGAAAGCAUCAUUACCAAACCCAAGAGUUCAAUAUAUCCGUCACAGAUGCUGUCCUGUGACACCUGCCUCUCAGACGAUGAGGACAUGAACAACUGGCCCUACUACCAGCGAGAUAUGGCCAGCAUGGAGCCGUACAUUGACGUAGACUUCACCAAUCUGAUUGCCCUCAGUGAGAUUAUGGUGCCAACUUGCAGCUACCGGAUGGGAGUUCCCAAAAUGGGAUAUGGGGUGGCUGUUAUAAAUAAAUCUGGCAAGAUGAAGUACACAGUUUUAUGGCUACCCUCUCGCUACCACCUGCUGUAUGUUUAUAUUGUAGUGUUGGCUGUCGCAGCUUUUGUGCUGAUAAUAAACUGGGUGUUUUCUCCAGUCAAAUCUAGAAAAUGGCCAUACAGAUGA
Messenger RNA from Candidula unifasciata, 1059 nucleotides. The record is from the annotation of a GenBank genome assembly. NCBI's taxonomy places the organism in Eukaryota, Metazoa, Mollusca, Gastropoda, Stylommatophora, Geomitridae.